Messenger RNA from Kalmanozyma brasiliensis GHG001, 1005 nucleotides. RefSeq names its product Inositol polyphosphate kinase. Gene Ontology annotation, cellular component: cytoplasm; nucleus. The coding region runs from base 1 to 1005 and encodes 334 amino acids. Gene Ontology annotation, molecular function: inositol-1,4,5,6-tetrakisphosphate 3-kinase activity; inositol hexakisphosphate kinase activity. The record is from RefSeq and is a predicted model, not a curated record. Lineage: Eukaryota; Fungi; Basidiomycota; Ustilaginomycetes; Ustilaginales. Gene Ontology annotation, biological process: inositol phosphate biosynthetic process; phosphatidylinositol phosphate biosynthetic process. The transcript has 2 exons.
AUGGUAGACACAACCUCUUCAAAACCGCACGAGAUGGUGCCGCUGUCGAACCAAGUGGCUGGUCAUCCCGAUGGCGUGCAAAGCUUGGAUGGAGGGCGCCUCGUUGUCAAAGCUUGCCUGCCGCGCGAGCUCGAGUUCUACCGACAAGUCAAGCAAGCAGUCGCAAGGAACGAUGCAGUGAACGCUCGUCAAACUGAGCUGCUCGGAAGGCUUCUCGACAGGAUGCCUGACUGCCGAGGAAGCUGGGAAGAGUACACGGGGAGCCCAGCUGGACCCUCCAAGCCCGCAGAAACAAAUGCUGGCGACGAAGCGCCUCGGGUGGUGAUGGAGAACUUGACAUACGGAUACGAGAAGCCCAACGUAUGCGACAUCAAGCUUGGUACGCAGCUUUGGGACGAAGAUGCAAAUGAAGAAAAGAGGCAGAGGAUGGACAAGGCAGCCGCCAACACGACCAGCGGCUCGCACGGUAUUCGACUGACAGGCUGGCAGACGUAUGAUGGCAAGAGUGGUACAUAUCACAGCGUCCCAAAGACUUUCGGAAAGACGAUCAAACCCGGACACCUAGAGACGGGCAUGCGAAUGCUUCUUGCAUGCCCCGAGAAAGGAGACGCAGAGUGCGCUGACGCAAUUUCAGCAGGGACGAGCAUGACAGACGAUGCCUCUUUGUACCAUCUGCCAAGCUUGCCCGAUGAGCUGGUAGAGAAGAUGCUAGAGCAACACUUGAUCAAGGACCUGGAGGAGAUUCGCGCCAUCUUCUCCGAGCUCGAGGUGCGGAUGCGAGGCGCUUCGUUGCUAGUGGUGUACGAAGGCGAGACGAGCCGACUCAGGCAGACACUGGAGCAAGAGGGCGUAGGAAGGCCGCAAGUGCGGCUGAUUGAUUUCGGACAUGCUACCAUUGUGGCUGGCCAAGGACCGGACCAAGGCGUGUUGCUGGGCCUGAGCACGGUACUCGAUCUUGCCAACAAGACGCUGGCCAAUCUGAAGCGCAGAGGCGGGCCAAACUAA